Neopsephotus bourkii (Bourke's parrot) is the source of this 3221-nucleotide messenger RNA. It is a transcript of the gene GRIA3, whose product is annotated as glutamate ionotropic receptor AMPA type subunit 3. Gene Ontology annotation, cellular component: postsynaptic membrane; AMPA glutamate receptor complex; plasma membrane. NCBI's taxonomy places the organism in Eukaryota, Metazoa, Chordata, Aves, Psittaciformes, Psittacidae. Gene Ontology annotation, biological process: modulation of chemical synaptic transmission; monoatomic ion transport; synaptic transmission, glutamatergic. The coding region runs from base 236 to 2911 and encodes 891 amino acids. Gene Ontology annotation, molecular function: transmitter-gated monoatomic ion channel activity involved in regulation of postsynaptic membrane potential; AMPA glutamate receptor activity. The record is from RefSeq and is a predicted model, not a curated record. The transcript is spliced from 16 exons.
CUGGAGACUGGGGGGGAGAAAGCAAUCUCGCAGCCAAUGAGCCCUCCCCGGCUGGGGUGAAGACAACAGGAGAGGGAUUUGGGGAAGGAAAAAAAAUAAAAGAAAGGAAGGAAGGAGGGGGACCACCCUCCUACUACCUCCGCCAGCAUCGCCACCACCAUUGACACUACUCCGAGUCUCCAGUUGCGCCCAUGCCUGUGCCGCCAAUUUCGUUUUAGGGGCUGAACCGCAGGGGAUGAAGAAAAUGGGGCAGAGCGUGCCCCGGACCCUCCUGCUGCUGCUGGCGGGGCUGCUGGGGAAGGCUCUGGCAGGGUUCCCCAACACCAUCAGUAUCGGUGGACUUUUCAUGAGGAACACUGUUCAGGAGCACAGUGCAUUUCGGUUUGCUGUGCAGUUAUACAACACAAACCAAAAUACCACAGAAAAGCCCUUCCAUUUGAACUAUCAUGUAGAUCACUUGGACUCUUCCAACAGUUUUUCAGUGACAAAUGCUUUCUGUUCACAGUUUUCCAGAGGAGUUUAUGCCAUCUUUGGAUUCUAUGACCAGAUGUCAAUGAACACACUGACGUCAUUUUGUGGGGCACUUCACACAUCCUUCAUCACACCCAGCUUCCCAACGGAUGCAGAUGUGCAGUUUGUCAUCCAGAUGCGGCCAGCAUUAAAAGGAGCCAUUUUGAGUCUCUUGACUCAUUAUAAGUGGGAAAAGUUUGUGUACCUCUAUGAUACAGAACGGGGGUUUUCCAUUCUUCAGGCGAUUAUGGAAGCAGCAGUACAAAACAACUGGCAAGUGACAGCCAGAUCUGUAGGAAGCAUAAAAGAUGUUCAAGAGUUCAGAAGAAUUAUAGAGGAGAUGGACAGACGGCAAGAAAAAAGAUACUUAAUUGACUGUGAAGUAGACAGAAUCAACACCAUUUUGGAACAGGUCGUAAUCCUCGGCAAACAUUCUAGAGGCUAUCACUACAUGUUAGCUAACCUGGGUUUCACAGACAUUGUUCUGGAGAGAGUAAUGCAUGGAGGUGCCAACGUUACUGGAUUCCAGAUUGUUAAUAAUGAAAACCCGAUAGUUCAACAGUUUUUACAACGCUGGGUGAGGCUUGACGAAAGGGAAUUCCCUGAAGCCAAAAACUCACCAUUAAAGUAUACAUCUGCACUGACCCAUGAUGCAGUCCUAGUCAUAGCAGAGGCUUUCCGUUAUCUCCGAAGACAACGUGUGGAUGUCUCCAGGAGAGGUAGCGCUGGAGACUGCCUGGCUAACCCUGCAGUACCGUGGAGCCAAGGAAUUGACAUAGAAAGAGCACUGAAAAUGGUGCAAGUUCAAGGAAUGACAGGGAACAUCCAGUUUGACACCUAUGGGCGGAGAACAAAUUACACAAUUGAUGUGUAUGAAAUGAAAGCAGCUGGAUCACGGAAGGUUGGUUAUUGGAAUGAAUAUGAAAGAUUUGUGCCAGCGUUAGAUCAGCUGCCCUCUAAUGACACUUCAUCUGUGGAGAACAGAACUAUAGUAGUCACUACCAUCUUGGAAUCACCAUAUGUAAUGUAUAAGAAAAACCAUGAACAACUAGAAGGGAAUGAGAGAUAUGAAGGAUAUUGUGUAGACUUAGCUUCUGAAAUAGCAAAACAUGUUGGAAUAAAAUACAAACUGUCAAUUGUUGGAGAUGGGAAAUAUGGAGCUAGGGACCCUGAGACUAAGAUAUGGAAUGGCAUGGUGGGUGAACUGGUCUAUGGGAGAGCAGAUAUAGCUGUUGCCCCCCUCACCAUAACACUGGUGCGAGAAGAAGUCAUAGACUUUUCCAAACCCUUUAUGAGCCUGGGCAUCUCCAUCAUGAUCAAGAAGCCUCAGAAAUCUAAACCGGGCGUAUUCUCUUUCCUGGAUCCUUUGGCUUAUGAAAUUUGGAUGUGUAUAGUCUUUGCUUACAUUGGCGUCAGCGUAGUUCUUUUCCUAGUCAGCAGAUUCAGUCCUUACGAAUGGCACUUGGAAGACAGCAGUGAAGAGCCACGUGACCCUCAGAAUCCUCCUGACCCUCCAAAUGAGUUUGGAAUAUUUAACAGCCUUUGGUUUUCCCUGGGUGCCUUUAUGCAGCAAGGAUGCGAUAUUUCUCCAAGAUCUCUCUCAGGGCGAAUUGUCGGAGGAGUCUGGUGGUUCUUCACUCUCAUCAUUAUCUCUUCCUACACUGCUAAUCUUGCUGCCUUCCUUACGGUGGAAAGGAUGGUUUCUCCCAUAGAGAGCGCGGAGGACCUGGCUAAACAAACCGAAAUAGCAUAUGGCACUUUGGAUUCAGGCUCAACCAAAGAGUUCUUUAGAAGGUCAAAAAUAGCCGUCUACGAGAAGAUGUGGUCGUACAUGAAGUCAGCCGAGCCUUCCGUGUUCACCAAGACGACGGCGGACGGGGUGGCGAGGGUGCGGAAGUCAAAGGGGAAGUUUGCCUUCCUGCUGGAGUCCACGAUGAACGAAUACAUCGAGCAGCGCAAGCCCUGCGACACCAUGAAAGUUGGCGGCAACCUGGAUUCCAAGGGCUAUGGUGUAGCAACCCCCAAAGGCUCAGCAUUAAGAAAUGCUGUUAACCUGGCAGUAUUAAAACUGAAUGAGCAAGGCCUCUUGGACAAAUUGAAAAACAAAUGGUGGUACGACAAAGGAGAGUGCGGCAGCGGGGGAGGUGACUCCAAGGACAAGACGAGUGCUCUGAGCCUGAGCAAUGUUGCUGGGGUUUUCUAUAUCCUUGUUGGAGGCCUCGGGCUGGCCAUGAUGGUGGCACUGAUCGAGUUUUGCUACAAGUCUCGGGCCGAGUCCAAGCGAAUGAAACUCACCAAGAACACGCAGAACUUCAAGCCUGCCCCUGCCACCAACACCCAGAAUUAUGCUACCUACAGAGAAGGCUACAACGUGUACGGCACAGAAAGUGUGAAAAUCUAGGGAUCCUCACCCUGGCAGCACGCGAGAGGAGAAGCAGCAGAGAAUGUGGCUACUUCAUGGAUUCGGACCACCUGAGCCAGUUGUACUCUCUCCGAGGUGUCAGGCAUGACACACGUUGAUGAUGGUGCAAUGUACUUUUAACAGGAAAAACUGAUUUUUUUUCCUUCAGUGCCUUAUGGAAGACUCUGAGACUCACAACAAUGCAAACCAUCACUGAAAUAUUCUUGCUUUGCUUGAAAGAAGAAAAAGAAAAAAGGAGGAAAGGAAAAAGAGAAACGGAAAGAAAAUAAAAGAAAAAAAAAGAAAAAAG